CCUUUAUCACAACAAGUUAUUAUUGAUUUAAUUGUAUUUUGUGAACAACCAAGUUGUUCUCAAUUACCAUCAUCUUGUCUACCACUUUAUUAUAAUAAACAAUAUCAAUUAUUUGCAACAUGUUAUUAUGAAGAAUUAUCAGUUAAAAUUGUUCAAGAAUGGUCAGAUUAUCUUUAUAUGACAUCAAUUGCAUUUCUAUUAACAAAAGAAUAUAAAGAAACAAUUUUAAAAUAUCAUUGGAUAUUAAGAGUUGAUCAAGAUGCUGUUUUAAGUCCAGCUUUACUUUUUGGUCUUUUAAAAAAACAUCCAAUUAAAUUACAUAAUAUACAAUUUGGAGCAGUAGGACAUGGCAAUGCUUUUACACAUGAACGAUUAAAAAAUAUUUCAAAAAAAUUAGGUUAUAAACAUGCUGGAAUACAUCAUCUAUGUUCAACAUGGUUAGUUCAUCCAAAUGAUUCAAUUGAAAUUGCUAGAUUAACAACAAUUAUUGGAAGACAUUUUCUACAAAAAGAAUAUGGACCACAUGUUCCAGGUCUUGAGACAUUACCUGCGAUCGGUGAAUGGCCAAAAUGGUGGCGUGGUGUAACAUCAUUAUAUGCUGCUGAAAUAGGAAUAAAUCAUUUAUAUUUUUCAAGUCUUGGUCAUCAACAUGAAUCAAGUGCAAUAGAUCAUCCAGGUUUUUCAACUCAAUCAAUAUGGAAUGCUUGGCAUAUCCAUUGUUUACAUAAUUCAGCUGAAUUUUCUAAAUUUAAUCAUCGUACUAAAUUAAGUCAAUUUUUAGACCUUGAACAACCGAUACGAAUUAAUAAAAUGUCGAAUAUUACUUAUACACAAAAUAUUUUAAAAGAAGUUAUUAAUGAAUUUCAUAUUAUACAAAAAAAUAAUGGUCAAAUUUCCGGAAAAAUAACUGUUAGAGAUUAUGUUACAGCAUUAGCAUGGCAAAAAACACAUGCAGCAAUAGGUGCUAUUAAUUUAGAUUAA
This is a messenger RNA of Adineta steineri, 981 nucleotides long. The record is from the annotation of a GenBank genome assembly. Lineage: Eukaryota; Metazoa; Rotifera; Eurotatoria; Adinetida; Adinetidae.